This is a messenger RNA of Salvelinus fontinalis (brook trout), 4967 nucleotides long. Its product is annotated as transmembrane protein 198-like. The coding region runs from base 559 to 1617 and encodes 352 amino acids. Gene Ontology annotation, cellular component: plasma membrane. The record is from RefSeq and is a predicted model, not a curated record. The transcript is spliced from 5 exons. Lineage: Eukaryota; Metazoa; Chordata; Actinopteri; Salmoniformes; Salmonidae.
GAGACAUCAUGUGGACAACAACAGUAUUCCCUCACCUCUGAUCUGCACAACAAGCUUGAGACAGAUGGUCACUUCUUGCACGGACGCUGUCAGCCGUUCAGUGUCCACAGAUGAGAGGAACGCACGCAUGAGUAGGAUGUCCUCAACACAGCAAAGACAGAGGGAACAGAUAUAACCCUCCACCUAGAAAACCAUACAAAGUGACAAAUAAGUAGCAGUCUUAUUUCUUCUCAUCACAGAUUGUAAUUCUGACAAGGAUAUGCCUCAUGUCCGGUGCAGGGCAGGAAAUGGUCUGAUUCACACACCUUUCACAUGAGCUUCCUGUUUCCUCAGCACUUACAUUCUAACAACAUGAAGCAUUCGUCACAUUCUUUCCUUGAAUGAAUGGAGCAAAGUCCUGUCCCAAUGGAAUACUGACAAUAUACUGGCUUGGUGUUGACUGUUGACGUAUGCUCCCAAAUGAGAUGAAACCAGGAAAACAACACGGUUACACGGAUGGCCUUAAUUGCUAAAUAAAAGCACGGUCAUUAUCCAGACCUAUUGAACUUCUGCUCCAAGAUGGCAGACCCCAGCUCACUCUUGGUCACUGAUGGGGCAGUGCAGAGGCAGGCUGAAGAGGAUCAAUAUAUCCUCUCUGGCUUGGCUGAAGUGGAUGCAUGUGAGUUGGGGUUCACUAGGAAGUAUGACCUCAUCCCAUCCAUCGUCUGCUCAGUAUGCCUUUUGUUAGGCCUAAUCUACUGCUUUUUUGGAUACCGCUGCUUUAAGAUGGUCAUGUUCCUGUCAGGCUUCAUGUUUGGAUCUGCGCUAGUCUGCCUGUUGUACCUUAAGGAGCCUGUGCUGGAUACCCAGUUGACUAUGGAGACCAAAGCAGGUAUCCUCCUGGGAGUGUCUGUACUCUGUGGCCUGGUGACUAUGCUGGUACAGACUGUGGGGCUCAUCAUUACUGGCCUAGAGCUGGGGUGUCUGCUCACCCUUGCCAACCUACUGGUUGUCAGACAGUUUUACAGCCUUACCCCACUAUGGGUGCCUCUCGGUGCACUCCUAGCCACGAGCACCUUUUGUGCCACUCUCACACUGCAGUGGCAGAAACUAUUCACUGUGCUCUCCACGGCUGCAGUCGGAGCCGCUGUGGUGAUGGCAUGCGUGGACUACUUUGUAGAGACAUCUCUGCUGGCUGGCCAUGCGUACGACAUCCUGUCUCAGGUUCCCCCUCGGCCCCUCUGCUGGUACAGCUGGGUUAUAACAGGCGCGUUUCCUCUAUUUAGUCUGAUGGGGGUAAUGGUGCAAUGGAUGCUCACUGCCAAAGGACUGUCCCACACAGAAGUACCUGUCAGUGGACGACAAAAACAGGUCCAACUGAUGCGAAUCAGACAGAGAGAUGCCCAGAGACGACCCCAGCUGGGCACUUACCGCCAUCGCAAGCCUCCAAUUCUAAAGCGUUAUGCUGGAGACGUCCUGGCCCCAAGUUACAUCCAGAGUCUUCGUGACCGCCAGAUGGGUACAGGCUCCUCUAGCAGCAGCAUCAUCAGCAACAGCACAGUCAACCACACCAUGAUAGACUUUGAGACAGGCUUCAUGGUUCCCCUGAAUGCCUCCUCCCUAGUCUACAGGGUCUAAGGGACAAACACCAAAUAGUAGGCAUCACCUCCCAGUUCCACUAAGGUGCCCAACACCUCUCUCCAGCAGACAAUUCAUAGACUGUUGUAAAAAGAAAAACAGACUGAUUCUUGAGACAAGAGAUUCAGCCAAGUAAUUCACCUUGUUGUUUUGUUUAUUAUUCUAUGUCUAAGGUAUCAGACAGUCAAUUGUAAUAUAACCAUUGAUCAUUCCUCAAUUAAAUAAGUUUGCUUUAUUUUGUUCAGUUUGCUAAUAUACAUUUUUGUGAAGAUAUCCAUUGUUACAGUUGUUAGGUUCCAAUUUUGAGUAAAUAACUCACGGACACUAGAGAAGCUUAACCAAGUUUAAUUCUUCCAGCUGUAAUUCAGACAAAAAACAUUUCACACAAGUAUUAAUAUUUAACCCUGUCUCCUAGGCUGAGUCUCCUCCUCCACAACUGAACAGCCAACGCAUCUCUGUUGCUAGACAGAACCUUAGUGAUAUCUGUUCUUCCUCACUUCAUCUAACCUCACCUCUACCCAAAGUGCUCACUCCUCCCCAACUCAAGGCUGUCAUGGUUAUUGAUACCAGACUGUGUCUCUUCUCCUCCCAGAGGAUCCCUGAUGCCUAACAAUAACAUAUCCUGACACAAUGUAAACAUUAUAAACUCAGCAAAAAAAAUGUCCCUUUAUCAGGACCGUGUCUUUCAAAGAUAAUUUGUAAAAAUCCAAAUAACUUCACAGAUCGUCAUUGUAAAGGGUUUAAACACUUUCCCAUGCUUGUUCAAUGAACCAUAAGUAAUUAAUGAACAUACACCUGUGGAACGGUCGUUAAGACACUAACAGCUUACAGACGGUGGGCAAUUAAGGUCACAGUUACGAAAACUUAGGACACUAAAGAGGCAUUUCUUCUCACACCGAAAAACACCAAAAGAAAGAUGCUCAGGGUACCUGCUCAUCUGCGUGAACAUGCCUUAGGCAUGCUGCAAGGAGGCAUGAGGACUGCAGAUGUGGCCAGGACAAUAAAUUGCAAUGUCCGUACUGUGAGACGCCUGAGACAGCGCUACAGGGAGACAUGACGGACAGCUGAUCGUCCUCGCAGUGGCAGAACACGUGUAACAACACCUGCACAGGAUCGGUACAUCCGAACAUCACACCUGCGGGACAGCUACAGGAUGGCAACAACAACUGCCCGAGUUACACCAGGAACGCACAAUCCCUCCAUCAGUGCUCAGACUGUCCGCAAUAGGCUGAGAGAGGCUGGACUGAGGGCUUGUAGGCCUGUUGUAAGGCAGGUCCUCACCAGACAUCACCGGCAACGACGUUGCCUAUGGGCACAAACCCACAGUCACAGGACCAGACAGGACUGGCAAAAAGUGCUCAUCACUGACGAGACGCGUUUUUGUCUCAUCAGGGGUGAUGGUCGGAUUCGCCUUUAUCAUCGAAGGAAUGAGCGUUACACCGAGGCCUGUACUCUGGAGCGGGAUCGAUUUGGAGGUGGAGGGUCCGUCAUGGUCUGGGGAAGUGUGUCACAGCAUCAUCGGACUGAGCUUGUUGUCAUUGCAGGCAAUCUCAACGCUGUGCGUUACAGGGAAGACAUCCUCCUCCCUCAUGUGGUACCCUUCCUGCAGGCUCAUCCUGACAUGACCCUCCAGCAUGACAAUGCCAACAGCCAUACUGCUCGUUCUGUGCGUGAUUUCCUGCAAGACAGGAAUGCUAGUGUUUUGCCAUGGCCAGCGAAGAGCUCGGAUCUCAAUCCCAUUGAGUAUGUCUGGGACCUGUUGGAUCGGAGGGUGAGGGGUAGGGCCAUUCCCCCCAGAAAUGUUCGGGAACUUGCAGGUGCCUUGGUGGAAGAGUGGGUUAACAUUUCACAGCAAUAACUGGCAAAUCUGGUGCAGUUCAUGAGGAGGAGAUGCACUGCUGUACUUAAUGCAGCUGGUGGCCACACCAGAUACUGACUGUUACUUUUGAUUUUGACCCCCCCUUUGUUCAGGGACACAUUAUUCCAUUUCUAUUAGUCACAUGUCUGUGGAACUUCUUCAGUUUAUGUCUCAGUUGUUGAAUCUUGUGUCGUGAUGUUGUAUUAGUUAAUGUGACAACUGUUGUUCAUCAAAUGAUUAAAGGUUUCUAAUUGCGUGAUUAAAUGAAUCAAGCAAUUAUUAACUCAUUAACCUGGGGCACCAUGGGAAAAUUAGUUUUAUUGAGUUUCUAUUUCCCAAAUUAACUCAAAGAAUAUCAGAAUAUCGAUUUUACAACAGUCACUAAUUAAUCAGUUUCCUCUACAAUCUCAUUCUGAACGUCGCAUUAUCCGGGAAUCUGCACGGACCCGGGUCCCACCAAUGAGUUCGUACCACACAAGUUGAUUAUUAGUUGAUUAUUUAUUUUCUAGAAAGCUAAAAUGAUGAUAACAUAUACACAUACAUAAAACACAGUCUAGGCUAUUGAUUAGAACAUAGUAUAACGUCACCCAAAAUGGGUGCUUGAUAGGGGUCUUCUGAGGACAGACAGCUCUGUAGCUCAGAGCUCACAGCGUAGGAAUGAAACAGUGUAAAUACCACGAUUAGAUGGAGAGUGGAGGCUAGGUGGUCCGGCUUGAAUUCACCCGCUUAGACACAGCUACUCAUCAGUAGCAUGGGUAGAAAAAGAUUUCUUUGUCUUCAACCUUGGGUUGAGUUUUGGGUUAGUUGACUUUUUAGACCUCGGCUGCAGCUUGGGUCACUUAGUCUGAUCUGUUCAUUCUUAACUCACAUGUCUUAUACCCUCGGGUAAGAAGUGGGCGUAACCACCUUUAGGGCAAUUCUCUGGGUGUACCAAGUUAAGAGGCAAGUUCUAGAUUUUACUCAAAUCCAAUUUUAGACAACUAACUUCACAUUUCAUCUUUACCAAAACAUUCUCUUUGAUUUGGACAUUUUCCACACAACGUACAAUGUAUAAACAUCAAGCAUAUCCUAGGAAAACUCUUACAGUUACAAUGUUUACGUAAUAACGUCAUCUAUUAACCUUUAAUAACAAAACAAAAAAUGACAUACAUUUUCAUAUUCCAUCUAUCGUCAUGACCACCAUUGUAGUUGACGGAAAUCAUUGUUCCAAAGUCCCUUUAUUGCAUGUUUAAUGUUCUGAGGCUGGUUCUCCAUAGUGAGAGGACAAAGAAAUGUUGUCUGUGGCCAAAGAUUUACUAUGGGUGUGAGAGGUCAUAAAACCCCCACAUCUUCAGACCCCUAGAUCUCUCCUCCUCUGUUGGGGGUGAGAGAUAAUCUGUAGGGUUGUGGUCUCCUGUAACCUGACCUGAUCAAGACAGUCAUGACACUUGUUAUGUUCAUACAAAUAUUUACACAUGUUAAGUUUGCUGAAAAUAAACGCAGUUGACAGUGA